Amblyraja radiata (thorny skate) is the source of this 4288-nucleotide messenger RNA. Its product is annotated as integrin alpha-7. NCBI's taxonomy places the organism in Eukaryota, Metazoa, Chordata, Chondrichthyes, Rajiformes, Rajidae. The record is from RefSeq and is a predicted model, not a curated record. Gene Ontology annotation, cellular component: external side of plasma membrane; integrin complex. Gene Ontology annotation, molecular function: integrin binding. The coding region runs from base 228 to 3626 and encodes 1132 amino acids. The transcript is spliced from 26 exons. Gene Ontology annotation, biological process: leukocyte migration; integrin-mediated signaling pathway; cell adhesion mediated by integrin.
GGAUUUCAAAUCUAAAAUAACCCAGUGAGGUGUGAAAGGGUUACUGUUAGCCUCGUCAGACUUCAGUGAGAGCCUGUGUAUAUGGAGAGGGAGGGAGUGUUUUACCACCACCAGCAGCGGUACAUCCCGUCUCCUGUAUACACGAGGUCACACACCCUCCUCAACCAGUCAGUACCUCUCUGUCAAGCUGUGAAAGCGCUUCUCCUGCACCAGAGACAUUUACAGCAAUGACACCUCUGCUGCGCGUGUGUUGGCUACUCUUGGCAGCCCAGGGCUCGGCGUUUAAUCUGGAAACAACUAACACGAUCGCAAAGGAAGGAGAGCGAGGGAGUUUGUUUGGGUUUUCUGUGGCUUUACACAAACAGACCAGCCCGGACGCUCAGAGUUGGAUUUUGAUCGGGGCACCUCAGGCCCGAGCCCAAUCGCAUCAACAUGCAAACCGCACUGGAGGACUCUUUGCCUGCCCGAUAAUAACAGAAGAUGAUGACUGUGAUCAAGUCAACAUUGAUAAUGAUGUUGACCUGCAACGGGAGAGCAAAGAAAACCAAUGGCUAGGGGUGACGGUCAAAAGCCAAGGAGUUGGAGGGAAGAUUGUGACUUGUGCCCAUCGCUAUGAGGUGAGGCAGCGCGUGGACCAGCUGGCAGAAACCCGGGACAUGAUCGGCCGUUGCUACGUGCUGAACCAGGACUUGAAGGUCAAGGACGAGUUGGAUGGUGGCGACUGGAAGUUCUGCGAAGGCCGCACGCAGGGCCACCAGCGGUUCGGCUACUGCCAGCAGGGAAUCGCCGCCGGCUUCACGCCAGACGACCACUACAUCUUAUUUGGCGCCCCGGGCACGUACAACUGGAAAGGUAAUGUCCGGGCAGAAUUGUACAGUCACUCUAUGGUCCACAUGGGAAUCUAUGACGACGGACCAUACGAAGUGGGUGAUGAAAGAAGGCAGGAGGCUGAGCUGGUUCCUGUACCUGCCAAUAGCUACUUAGGUUUAAUAUUUCUGUCAACAACCAGUAGUUCAGACCCUGAUCAGCUGGUUUACAAGACACCGGACCCUGCUGAGAAAGCAGCCAGAAGCCCUCAUGACGUAACCCAACAUAGUUACUUAGGGUUCUCUGUAGAUUCAGGUAAAGGGCUCAUUCGGCAGAACGAGUUGAGCGUUGUCUCGGGGGCACCGAGAGCCAACCACACUGGGGCAGUGGUGAUCCUGAGGAAAGAAGGUGUCAACAGACUGGCACCCGAGCACAUCUUGUGGGGAGAGGAGCUGGGCUCAUCGUACGGCUACGCAGUCGCCACAGUGGAUCUCAACAGUGAUGGGUGGAUGGACCUUGUGGUCGGCGCUCCGUACUUUUUUGAUCGGAAGGAAGAGAUUGGAGGUGCUGUGUACGUCUACAUUAACCAGGCCGGCAGGUUGAAUCGAGUGAGCUGCAUCCGACUCAAUGGGACCAAGGACUCCUUGUUCGGACUGGCUGUGGCUAACAUUGGGGACAUCAAUCAAGAUGGUUUUGGAGACAUUGCUGUUGGGGCCCCGUACGAUGAACAUGGCAAGGUCUACAUCUACCAUGGAAACAAGUUUGGCCUGAACACAAUUCCUGCUCAGAUAAUCGAAGGAGAAACCGUGGGAGUGACCAAGUUCGGGUACUCCAUUGACGGAGGAAUAGACAUUGAUGAUAAUUCUUACCCAGAUAUGGUGGUCGGGUCACUCUCUGAUUCUGCAGUUCUGUUCAGAGCAUGUCCUGUCAUUAAUAUGACGAACCGAAUUUACAUCAAUCCGCAGCAAAUUGAUCUGGAGUUGGAGAACUGCAGGCUUAUGGCGGGCAUCUGUAUUGAUGUCAGGGCCUGCUUCCUUUAUAAUUCGAAGCCUGAAUCCUACAACCCCAGGAUUGUUCUCGGCUUCGCAAUUGAGGCCGACUCGCCGGAGGUCGAAGGUCAGACGAGGAGGCCCCCCCGCGUGACCUUUCUGAAGAGGAGUCCUAGCGACGCGGAGAACCAAUACACCGGUGAAGUGGUCCUCAGGAGGCAGUCGCUGCGCAACUGUGUCAACGUCACCAUGAAGCUGCGGGAGAACAUCAGAGACAAGUUGCGACACAUCCCAGUCACGUUGACGUACUUGAUCAAGGAUGCCAAACGCACGAGGAAGCAGGCGGACAGGCAGCUGGCAUACUUGAUGCCUGUCUUAAAUGCUGAUGUUUCUCGCACAUUGCGGGAAGAGGUGAAUUUCCUGAGGGAAGGCUGUGGUCCUGAUAAGAUUUGUCAGAGCAACCUACAGUUGAAGUAUAGAUUUGGCACCCGGCUGAACGAUGCCUUCCAGCCAUUGCCACUAGAUGAACAAGGAAGGCAAGUGUUCUCUUUCAGUGACCAGAAUGACAUUGCAUUGGAGAUCACCGUCACCAACUUCCCGACUGACCCCAGGAACCCAAGUAAAGAUGGAGACGACGCACACGAGGCCGUUCUCACGGCAAACUUCCCCGACACACUCUCCUACUCUGCUUUCCGAUCAUCUCAGGACAAGAAUCUGGACUGCGUGGCAAAUACCAACGGUUCUCAGGCUGAAUGUGAGAUGGGAAACCCCAUGAAGCGAAAUGCUGAGGUCACCUUUUACCUGAUCUUAAGCAUAGCUCCGAUCACCAUCGAAACCACCACCUUGCCAAUUAUUCUUCAGCUGACAACCAUUAGUGAACAGAGUGAUCUGAGCCCCAUCACAGCCAUUGCACACGUCAUGAUCCUUCUGCCCCUCACCCUCUCCGGAUCUUUCGCACAUAAUUAUGUCAACUUUGGAGGUGAAAUAGUGGGAGAGAGUGCCAUAAAAUCAGAGGACGCUGUGGGGAACAUUGUGAAUUACAAAUUAACGGUGGCGAACACGGGCAAAGCUGUGAAAACCCUGAGCUCGGCGUUCCUGAAUAUCCGCUGGCCUCAUGAGAUCAGCAACGGCAAGUGGCUGCUGUACCCAAUGAAGAUCGAGAUUGAGGAAGAUGAGAAUGUACAGUGCUCUCCUCUUCAUGGUAUCAACCCUCUUAACCUGACAUUUAGCAACAGAAGCCAAGCGGAUCCCCUUGCCGAGCGGCUGCACGGAGAACAUGGAGGCCAGCGACAGAUAGUGACUCAGCACACAGGAGCGAAGAAGAGCCUGACCCUGGAUUGUGAACAGGGGACUGCCAACUGCAUUGUCUUCCAGUGUCCCCUGAAAACCCUGGAUACAACCGUCGUGAAAGUAAGAGCCCGGCUAUGGAACAGCACGUUUCUGGAGGAGUACGCCUCCCUCAGUGACAUCCACCUGAUCAUUCGCGCUGACAUUAGUGUGAAGUCAAGCAUUAGAAACCUGAAGGUGCAGAAGGCUGCCGCACAGGUCACCUUGCGAAUACAUCCAGAGAAGGCGAGCGCUGUGUACGGCGAAACGCCCUGGUUGAUUAUACUCAUUGCUGUCCUGGCAGGAAUCCUGGUGUUGGCUCUGCUUGUCUUUCUCCUUUGGAAGUGUGGAUUCUUCAAGCGUUCCCGUUACAACGACACCGUUCCUCAGUACCACGCCGUGCGGAUAGGCAAGGAGGAGCGACAGCUACACACUGAUGAAAAGAAGACACAAUAUCAGAAGGAAUGGAUGACACACUGGAUUGACAGUGACGGCUACUCAUGAACAUUAUUUAUUUCGAUCUACUUUAACAAGCAGCUUAAAACAAUGCCCUCCCUAACCUCACAGCACCCAGCAAACCUGUAUGUUUCUGUUUAUAGCACUGCACGGAAUAUGACCACAGUGAGGGCCACAUACUUGAAUCCACAACCCCGAGCAGAUCCUUGGCUGCUUUCUGUUGCCGAUGCUUUUUCCGUCAUGGCUUUGUGGACCACGACGGUGCUUGCCAUUGCUGGAUCAGAAAUUCCUUGGUGUCAUUUGUACUAGUUCCUUCCCCAGGGAGUAAGCAUCCUCCCCUGUACCAAUCUCCACCUCCUUUCCCCCCCAACUUGAACCAUGCCACCUGUUACCUUGCCAUAGUGAUGUCCCGGCUCAGAUCCUGACAAAGCAACCUAGCUUACAGGCUGAGUGAGUGUGGCUUCAGUGAGGAUUUGACACUCACCACUAGAACACACCUCAGUUCCCACUGUUCAUCAUGUCCUGUAGGAACCAACCCAGGGUUUCUGCCUGGGCUCAUAGGGUUCUGAUAAACGUUAGCGUAUAGAGAACUACAACAUUGAAAGUGAAUCCCGAGCCAUCACUUUUUAAGGGGGAAGUCAUUGUAUUAAAGGAUAAUCAGAGUCGGCAUACCCACAGAAUGACUGGUUCAAUAAAAGUCCAAGACACUC